AUGCCAAAUAAUUCUGAACAUUUAUCAUCACCAUUAACAAUAGUCGGAAAUGUCGAGAAAUAUUCAAUUAUUCAAAGAAAAUCUAAAGAUCGAAAAAUUGCUACCUCAACACAACGAUCUAUUCCUCAAUCGAAACGAGAAUAUGGAGAAGUUUAUAUUCGACAUCGAUUUGUUGAUGUUAACUCGCCAAAAUCAAACACUGAUGAACAACGAGCAAAAAAUGAAGAAAAAUUUCGUGAAAAAAUCAAACGAAAAACACGUUUAGUUCAACUUGAAAAAAUAAAACAAGGUAAUACUGUUAUUCAUCAUCGAGUAGAUUUAUCAAAACAUGUUUUACUUGUUCCGCAACGAGCAACUUAUGAAGAAAAUCUCGAACCAAUACCACCAUUAAUUCAUGUAAAAGAUACAACUAAUUUUUCAUUCAAUGAAAUGAACAUUGCUCCAUUAAAAUCUAAAAGAUCAUUACCAGUAGUAUCAGCAUCUGAUACAAAUAAUAAAUCUUUCGAUGUCAAUACAAUUGAUCAUCAGAGACAAAAAUCUGAAAUGAAAUUAUCAUCUUAUUCUACAACUAUUCUUUCUCCUGUUCAAGAAGAACCAGAAGAAAUUCAGACAUCCGAAGAUAUACCAUUUACUAAUAUAACAAAUAAAAUUAAUGAAUUAAUAACUUUUGAUAAUAAUGAAAAAUUAAAAUCUCUUCAUGAAAUACCUUUAAAUUUGUCGAUUACUGUUCCAUCAGAUAUUAUUUCAUCUAUAGAAGAAACAUUACAACAACAAAUUGAUGAAAAUAAACAA
Rotaria sp. Silwood1 is the source of this 792-nucleotide messenger RNA. Lineage: Eukaryota; Metazoa; Rotifera; Eurotatoria; Philodinida; Philodinidae. The record is from the annotation of a GenBank genome assembly.